Molecule: messenger RNA, 16491 nt
Organism: Symphalangus syndactylus (siamang)
Lineage: Eukaryota; Metazoa; Chordata; Mammalia; Primates; Hylobatidae
Gene: PLPP7
Product: phospholipid phosphatase 7 (inactive)
Cellular component (GO): nuclear envelope
Molecular function (GO): sphingosine-1-phosphate phosphatase activity
Source: RefSeq, a predicted model, not a curated record
AAUAGCCCAGGCCUGAGGCAGCCAGGCCGCAGCUGUGGACUCCUCGCCUCCCGGAGGCUCUGCUGGUGCAGGCCCCGCAUUGGAGGGCUCGAUUGGCUGCCCGGCUGGCACUGACGUCCCCUUGGAGCCGGGUGGCAGUGGAGAUAAACAGCCAUGUGCAACUCUCCACCCUAUAUUUAACAGCUGCAGCGGAGAAGGCAGGGAGGCAGCCACGGUGGCGGCUCUGGGGGCAGCUCUUGUCUUCGGGGAGAAGGCUCUUGGAGCCGGGCUGGCAUCGGCCUUCUCGGGGUGAGCGAGGUCACCAUGCCAGCUUCCCAGAGCCGGGCCCGUGCCCGGGACCGCAACAACGUCCUCAACCGGGCUGAGUUCCUGUCCCUGAACCAGCCCCCCAAGGGGGGCCCGGAGCCCCGCAGCUCGGGCAGAAAGGCCUCGGGCCCAUCGGCACAGCCCCCACCUGCUGGUGACGGGGCCCGAGAGCGACGCCAGUCACAGCAGCUGCCAGAGGAGGACUGCAUGCAGCUGAACCCCUCCUUCAAGGGCAUCGCCUUCAACUCCCUGCUGGCCAUCGAUAUCUGUAUGUCCAAGCGGCUGGGGGUGUGCGCUGGCCGGGCGGCGUCCUGGGCCAGUGCCCGCUCCAUGGUCAAGCUCAUCGGCAUCACGGGCCACGGCAUCCCCUGGAUUGGAGGCACCAUCCUCUGCCUGGUGAAGAGCAGCACACUGGCCGGCCAGGAGGUGCUCAUGAAUCUGCUCCUGGAUUAGCACCGCUCUGUGCCAGGUGCCACGUGGGGCCCAUGUGGAGGCAAGCCUUUCCCUCCACCCAGAGGUGAUGCCCAGCCCCUGUCCAGCCCACCGUUCGGGCACCACCAGGUCCCCAAGGUGCCCCAGGAACCUUCCACCCUCCACGCCAGGCCCGCAUCGAUUUCCUUGUCUUUCCCAAUGUGGCCAUCAUUUGGGGGACAUGUGAGGUGGAGGUCUCAGGCAAAGCAAACAUUAACAAGGGGUCUCGGUUCCAAAAGGGCAUUGGGUUGGACCACGGAGAACACGGGUUCCAGAGGAAGUUACAAUAAAAACAUGUAUCUCCCUGCUCUAGUCUCAGUCUGGAGGCUCUGUGCUCUGUGGGUGGGACUCGGGGAGGCGGAAACCAUCGGAUACUUCAUGCAGGAGAUGGCUGGGUCUGCCACCUUCAAGAUUUUCUUGUUUUUUUUUUUUUUUUUAGACAGAGUCUCACUCUGUCUCCCAGGCUGUAAGGCUGAAGUGCAGUGGCGCGAUCUUGGCUCACUACAACCUUCAGCUCACUACAACCUCUGCCUCCUGGGUUCAAGCAAUUCUCCUACCUCAGCCUCCCAAGUAGCUGGGAUUACAGGUGCCCGCCACCACACCCAGCUAAUUGUAUUUUUAGUAGAGAUGGGGUUUCACCAUGUUGGCCAGGCUGGUCUCAAACUCCUGACCUUAGGUGAUCCACCCACCUUGGCCUCCCAAAUUGCUGAGAUUACAGGCUUGAGCCACCGUGCCUGGCUGGUUUUCUUGUUCUUAUUACUAAAUUAUUUACAUUACAAUAACUUAUUAUUUACUCCUGAAUAAACAGCCUCACGAGGUUGGUGCCAUUAUCAUGCCCAUUUUACAGAUUAGGAAACUGAGGUUCCUAUAAAUAAAGCAACCUGGCCCAGCCUCAGGGCUUAAGAUUUGCACCGGCUCCAGCUGACACACAAGCAUCUGCUCUUCCAGGUGCUGGGCCACAGGCAUGGGAGGGAGGGACAGAGCAGAGGGGCCGAGGCACUAGGCCAGGCGCUUCCAGGGGCAGAACCUGCUCUCAUUAUCCACAGUUUCACACAGGGCCACGUGGCUCAAGAAGACUGUUGGGAUUUAGAAAGGUAGGUUGCCUGCUGUCAGAAGUUGGGGUGGGAAGGCAUACGCUCGAGUCUGUCUCUCAACCCUGCUCCCUUGACCCCAUCGCUUCCUUCCCUCCUUCUUUCCCCAUGUGACAAGGGAGGUGAUGAAGUUGUCAUUGGUUAAAUGCUUACCGUGUUCCAGGGCUUUGCAUAAGCCAUAUCAUUACUUCUGAUCUUCACCAUAACCCAUGGAGCUUGGUGGUGUUAUUAUUCCCCAUUUAAAGGGGGGAAACUGAGGCACGGGGUGAUGAUGGCUCUAAGGUUGUGCAGCUAGUCAGUGAUGGAGCCAGGAGCAGAACUGGGAGCAACUCUAGCUUUCCUUUGCAUUUUCAGAGGAGAGGGAGAGGGAACCAGCUCAGACUGUGUGAAGCUUCCAGCAGGGGGAGGAUCAGAGAAGAAAGGAGGUGCAUCUCAACUUACCCACAGUCAGUGGAUGCUCUAGUAGGGGGGUGAGCUCCCCGUGGUAGGAGGUAUGCAAGCAAGCUGCCUCUCAUCACCAAGUAAAACAGCUCUGCUUUGAUUUGUAUUUUUUUUACAGGAAUGUUUGCUUUUAAGAACAUUUCCCCUGCCCCAAACAUUGAAAAAUUUACAAUCUACUUGUUAAGAUAAGGCUUCAGGCUCAUUCCAGCAGCCAGCUGCCAUGGGCACAAAGCUGUUUGCCCCACAGGAUAAAGAUGAAGAUUUGAGAUGCCUUCCUCCUUGAACAGAAGUGAUAGACAUUUUAAAAAAUCUUUAAAAACAUAAUUUAUUGAGCUUUAUUAUGUACCAAAGACAAUGUCAUGAACGGCCUGUAUUUUAUGAUGUAAAAAAGCUGUUGAUGACCUUUCAAGGUAAAUAUUAAUAUGCCCGUUUUACAGAUAAGUAAACUGAGGCUCAGAAAGCUCAAACAACUUACCCACCACACAGCUAUAAGUGGUAGGUUCAGGAAGUAAAUCCAAGGCCCCGUGACUGCAAUCCCCCCAACUCCUUGCUGCUCACUGUGGGGCUGCAGGUCGGGCAUAUCACCCGUGUUCACUGCACUCCUGGAGCGUGUGUGCUUUGUGGAGGGGAAUGGUCUGGGAGGAGGUUGACUGUCUUCAUAUCCAGGUAUUGAGACCAUGGGGCCUGGCACAAGUCAGGCACUGAGCACAGGCCACAGAGCAGGCCGGGUGGGUCUGGGGACCCCGAGGUCAUUCCGCGGGGAUGCCAGACCAGCCCUCGGCUUGGUGGGAGAAAACAGCAGCAAAUGGCCAAGGCAGGCUCUAAUCCCACAGCUCUGGUCUGACCUGCCAGGAAGGAAGGUCCCACGGUCUCCUGCCCCGGGGAAAGUAGACCACCCGCUGAGCGCACGCUGCAGGUUCCAUCUGUCCUUUUGUCUUUGGAGGGCACCCUUCAACCCUGGAGCACAGGCUCUGGGGUCAGACUGGCUGUUGUCCAGGUCCAUGCUCUGACCCUUACUUGCUGUACGCACCUGAUCAAGUCAGUUCCUGUCUCUGAGCCUUAGUUUCCCUAUGUGGGGGCUGAGGGGGAGGUGGCAGGGGUGUGAAGGGAGCUGGCAAAGCAUUUGGCAUGGUGGGUGCCAUGCCACACAGUGACAUCACUGCAGUACUGAAGGGGGAGGGAGCCCUGCCUAGCCCUGCCCACCCGCUCUGGCCCCAUGGCACUGAGCCAACCCCCAGGGGCAGUCUCUGGGCUGGGAGCAAGACCUCUGAGCUUGAGGUUGGGACCUGGGUUCCACUUGGCUCUGAUGAGGCAGACUUGGGAGCUUGGGAAACGAGAGCUGCAGCUACAAGGCCUAGGAAGGGUCCCGCCGGGCCCGGGGAAGUUCUCUGCAUGCUCCCUGCUUGGCAAGCAGUCCCAUGCCCUCCCUGCUUGCCCCUCCCCUAGUGCACACUGUCAAGACUCUAAAAAGCUCAGAGCCAGAAGGGGUCUUAGCAGCAGGCAAAAGUUGGGGCUCCACAGGCAGCUGGACCUGGGUGCAAAUCCCAGCCCUGCUGUGGGAACUCAGGCAAGUGACUUUGCCUCUCUGAGCCUCAGUUUGUUCAUCUGUCAGAUGGGUUGUUGGGAAAACUCCCUGAUGAAUCACACGUGAAGUGCUUGGCACUUACUGAUGUUGGUUAACGCUUAAGUAGCAAUGAUUAUUAUCAUCAUUAUCACCUUCAUCAUUGUCAGAAGUCCAGGACCAGCCUCCUGCCAGGUAUCUUCCAAGCUCUAGAUGCCUUGAGACCACCUGUCCCCUUCCUUCUCCCUCCCGAGCAGCACCCAGCUUGAUGAUCCAAAGGGAGCCAGGUGACAGGUGACAGGCGACCAGGCCCAUCCCAGUUCACUAAGCCCAUCCUUGUUUCCUCAUGGGCCUGUCCUGUGGUGGGAAAUGCCUCUGGUCUUGUUCCUUGAUCUAUGUCCUUUAUGAAAGUAUCCUUUUGUUUGUUUGUUUGUUUGUUUUUGAGACAGAGUCUCUCUCUGUUGCCCAGGCUGGAGUGCAGUGAUAAGAUCUUGGCUCACUGCAACCUCCGCCUCCUGGGUUCAAGCAAUUCUCCAACAUGGUUUCGCUAUGUUGGCCAGGCUGGUCUCGAACUCUUGACCUCAGGUGAUCCACCCACCUCGGCCUCCCAAAGUGCUGGGAUUAUAGGCGUGAGGUGAUCCACCCACCUUGGCCUCCCAAAGUGCUGGGAUUACAGGCUUGAGCCACUGCGCUGGCCUAUAAAAUAUCUUUUUUUUUUCUUUGAGACGGAAUCUCGCUCUGUCCCCGGGCUCGAGUGCAGUGGCGGUAUCUUGGCUCACUGGCAUGAACCCGGGAGGUGGAGCUUGCAGUGAGCUGAGAUCUUGCCACUGCACUCCAGCCUGGGGAUAGAGUGAGACUCCAUCUAAAAAAAAAAAGUAUUUUUAUUGAGAUUUUCCUGAAUAUGAAAAUUACUUUUUUUUUUGAGACGGAGUCUCGCUGUGUCACCCAGGCUGGAGUGCAGUGCUGUGAUCUCGGCCCACAACAACCUCUGCCUCCCUGGUUCAAGUGAUUCUCCUGCCUCAGCCUCCCAAGUAGCUGGGAUUACAGGUGCCCACCACCAUGCCUGGCUAAUUUUUGUAUUUUUAGUAGAGAUGGGGUUUCACCAUGUUGGCCAGGCUGGUCUUGAACUGCUGACCUCAUGAUCAGCAGUUCAAUCCCAAAGUGCUGGGAUUACAGGAGUGAGCCACCAUGCCUGGCUAUGAAAACUACAUUUUUAUGUCUUUUUUUUUGUGAUAAGCUAUACAUCACAUAAAAUUGAUCACUGUAAUCAUUUGAAGUGUACAGUUCAGUGGCAUUGAGUCCAUUCACACUGUUGUGCAGCCAUCACCACCAUCCAUCUCCAGAACUCUUUUCAUUUUUCAUCUUAAAAAACAGAAGCUCUGGCCGGGCGCGGUGGCUCACGCCUAUAAUCCCAGCACUUUGGGAGGCCGAGGCGGGCGGAUCACGAGGUCAGGGGAUCGAGACCAUCCUGGCUAAUACAGUGAAACCCCGUCUCUACUAAAAAUACAAAAAAAUUAGCCGGGUGAGGUGGCGGGCGCCUGUAGUCCCAGCUACUCGGGAAGCUGAGGCAGGAGAAUGGCGUGAACCCCGGGGGGCGGAGCAUGUAGUGAGCCGAGAUCGCACCAUUGCACUCCAGCCUGGGCAACAGUGAGACUCUGUCUCAAAAAAAAAAAAAAAAAAAAAAAAAACAGAAGCUCUGUCCCCAUUAAGCACUGACUCCCCACUCCCCUUCCCCCAGCCCCUGGCAACCUCCAUUCUACACUCUGUCUCUGGGGAUUUGACUGUUCUAGGGACCACAUGUAAGUGGAAUCAUACUGUAUUUGUCUUUUGUGACUGGCUGAUUUCAUUGAGCACGAUAUCCUCGAGGUCCAUCCAUGCUGUAGCGGGUGCCAGCAUUUCCUUCCUCUCUAAGGCUGAAUAAUGCCCAGUUCCAGGUUGGACCACAUUUCGUGUAUUCGUUCGUCCACCCGUGGACACUUCGGUUGCUUCCACCUUUUAGCUGUUCUGAGUAAUGCUGCCGUGCGCACAGGUGUAUAUGUAUCUUCUUGAGCCCCUGCUUUCAGUUAUUUUGGUUGUAUACUCAGAAUGGAGUUGCUGGAUCACAGGGUAAUUUUAUGUUGACUUGUUUGAGGACCGGUCCUACUAUUGCCCACAGCGGCUGCGUGAUUUUACAUUCCCCCAGCAAUGCCCAAGGGCUCUGAUAUGUCCACGUCUUCGCCAACCCUCAUUAUCUGGUUUUUCGAUCAGAGCCAUCCUAAUGGGUAUGAAGUGGUAUCUCUUGUGGUUUUGGGUAUUUUUUAUUUGUUUUUGUUUUUUAUUUUGUUUUGGGAUUUUUUGUUUGUUUUUUUUGAGACAGAGUCUCGCUCUGUCACCAGGUUGGAGUAAAGUGGCGCGAUCUCGGUUCACUGCAACCUCCGCCUCCCAGGUUCAAGCAAUUCUCCUGCCUCUGCCUCCCAAGUAGCUGGGACUACAGGUGCCUGCCACCAUGCCUGGCUAAUUUUUCAUAGAGAUGAGCUUUCACCCUGUUGGCCAGGCUGGUCUCAAUCUCUUGACCUCAAGUGAUCCUCCUGCCUUGGCCUCCCAAAGUGCUGGGAUUACAGGCGAGAGCCACAGUGCCCAGCCUACACAUUCUUGUAGUAAGAAAAAAUGCAAUGAUUACAAGGCUAGAUCAAGAAGAAAGUGAGCCUCUCCCUUAAACUCUCUCCCAGGAAGAGCCUCUGCCGCAGUGUGGGUCAUGUGCCCCUGGAUUUUUCCCUGUGCGUAUGCUAACAUGUAAUGUGUUUCUCAGGUUGUGUUUUGCCUAGUUUGGUCUCACUCUCACAGCUGUGGCCCUCCCACUUGGAAUCCUGGUCUGGACCCUCCAUGUCCCUCGCGCCAGCAUGAGGGGUUCAGAUGCUCCAGAUAAUCUAUUCUGGCAGCUCUCCCAUCCCCUGCCUCUGGUUCUUGCUCUCAGGGACAAUUUAGGUGACAGCCUCUCCACGAGGCUUGUCUAGCCUGUUCCUAACUGAGGGAUAUUUAGGCUGAUCCCAAAUCUCCACUCAGUACCCUCCUGUGGGAAACCGCACAUGCUACCUCCUCAGAAGUAGAGGGGCUCCCUCCCCAGCCUCCUUUCUCGGCAGCUCAGUGGGCCUCAGUGCAACAGUCAGUCCCUCAGGGGGGGCCUUUGGCCACCCCCAGGCCAGGUCAGAGCGCCUUAAUACACUGCCCUGGCAGCUGUCCACACAGUGGAUGCAAGAGAAAUGCAAUAGUUUGUGGUGCCAGUAGGCAGGGUCUGGAUCAGCAUUGCCCACCAGCACAGCUAGUGAUUUCAUGUCCCUGGGACCUGCUCCUAGCAGGGCCUGGCGCUCAGCAGAGUGAGUAACCAGCGCCAUCAGUCUUUCUAUUGAUGAUCCUGAGUGCUUUGCACACUGCUGGUCUUCAAAGACAGGGAGAGCUGGCUUUAGCAGGUGGAGUCUUUUUUUUUUUUUUUCUAAGAGAGUCUCGCUCUGUCACCCAGGCUGGAGGGCAGUGGCACGACCUCAGCUCACUGCAACCUCUGCCUCCCAGGUUCAAGUGAUUCUGCCGCCUCAGCCUCCUGAGUAGCUGGGAUUACAGGUUCCUGCCACCACGCCUGGCUAAUUUUUGUAUUUUUAGUAGAGACGGGGUUUCACCAUGUUGGCCAGGCUGGUCUCGAACUCCUGAGCUCAAGCUAUCCACCUGCCACCACAUCCCAAAGUGCUGGGAUUACAGGCGUAAGCCACUGUGCCUAACCUUUAAAAAUAACUUUUUAAAAAUGUGCACAAAUAAUGCGUGCUUGUGGCAAGAAAGAUUUUAAAGUGCAGAAUCACAAAAAGACAGUAAAAAUCACCCCUAAUCCUCUUGCCCAGCAAGAAGCAUUGUUAGCAUUUAGAGCAGUACCUUCUAGAUUUUUUUCUCUGCAUAUAAGCACAUUUGCUUACAUACAUGUCUUAUUUUAUGAAGAUGGCAUCCUACUGGAAAUCCUAUUUUAUAAGUGGCCUUUUCCACUUAACAUACCCCAUGGCUCUCCGAUAUAGUGAGGCUAUAAAUAUACAUGGGCCUUAUCAUCUGCAGUGGCCACAGCACGCUCUGGUGUCUAGAUUAGGCCACGGUUUGUCCCGUCUGUCUCUUGAAGGGCGCUGGGUCAUUUCACGUUUUUCGGUGUUAUAAACAAUGCUGCAGUGAACAUCCCCAGCCAUGAAUCACGGCCCACAUCCCUAACGAUUUCCCAAGGAGGUAUUCCUGCAAAGGGAAGAGCUGAGUCCAAGGGAGACACACGGAGGAGAGUUCUGAUUCCGAAGCCAAAUGCCCUUCAGGAAGUUCAGACCGAUUUACACACCCCCUGGGCAGUAUAUGGCUGGCUCCCAACCUUCCAGAAGCCAGAAUCGGGGAUGAGAAGCAGGAUUGACUUCCCAGUCCAGGAGCACUGGGACCCCUCCUCCCAACCCAGCCGGAGAGAGACAUCUGCCCACAAACCCAGCCCUUCACAGCCUGCAGGGCAUCCCGGAAGCCCCGUCCUUGCUCCUUGCUUUAGAACAGCUGAGCCCACAGCCUCCACCUCCCACACCUACCCUACUGGCCCCAACUCCCCAGAGACCCUGCCCUGCUCUGAACUGGUCCCACAGAGUGUGUCUUCAGGGGGAAAGCAGCCCAGAGCCACAGAGGGCCACACUAGGUCACCCCAGCUGCCCCUCUUCCCGCAGUGCACAUAGCUGCUGGCAGACAAGUGAUGUUCUGAUUUUCAGAGGCCUCAGGAGGAGAUGAUUCCAAAUCUUCCAGGAUGGCAGCAGCUCUUUUCCAAGAAAGCCCUGGCUCCUGCGUGGCCUCUGGGAGCCUCUAGCACUCUGGUUCCCUGGCCACCACCAACCCCGAGAGACCUGGGCUAGGGGAGAAGGGUGGGCCUCGAGGUGGGUUCUUGUUGCCCUCUGAGGGCCGGGAAGCCUCUAGGACAGCAGGGCCCCGGGGACAGCUGUGCUUCCUGCAGGGGGGGUUCAGACAUUCAGGCCCCAACCCUGUGAAAAGAGCUGAGAGUGGAGCUGGUUGGGACGGAAGAGUGUGAGGGGUGGUGGAGCCAAGCCCUGGUGUCCUCUGACAUGGUCCCGGGAGUCCAUUACUGAGUGUCUGCUGCACACAAGAGCAGGCCCCUUGUCAUCCCAGCGUUUCCAUGGCAGGGAGCUCUGGGGGAUAGACACACCGAGGUUGUGCCGUCCACAAGUGGCCAACCUCGAAGCCGGUCUCUUUCUGGAGCCUGAGUGCACAGCCACCGCCCUGGGUGAUCCUAGCGAGUGGAGGCCAGUGGGGGCUGAGUGACCUCCCUGAAACGUGCGCAUAGCAGGUCCAGGGCAGUGCAGCUCCCACCGGCUCCCCGGCUCUUGCCCCUGAGCCUCCUGCUGGGUGGACCUUUCCCCUCACAGGGGUCUCCUUGCCCUCCUUGAGUCAAGAAGGGAAUGUAGGUCACUCGACUGGACAGGGCCAUGUGGGCGGAAUCAGCCUUGAGUGAUGGCGCCAUUUGCUUCUAUUUCUGGGCACCAGAUGAUGCUCUCACAGUGUCAGAAUCAGAGUCACACCGAGGCCUGGCUGCGCUGGAGGAGGGAGAGAGGCCCUGCAAGGGCAGCAGGAGAGGGCAGAGUGGGGUGGGAGGCCCAGGGGAGGCUACGGCUCUGUUGGAGAGCUGCCCUGUGGUCUGAGGGUGGCAGGCAGGCCACUGCCUCUUCCAUUCACAACGCUCCUGGUCAGACGCCUGCAGCAUGGUGAGGGCGAAAAGCCACGCACCCCGUCACACCUGUGAUAGAGUAACGCUCUGUGUCACUAUGUGCUUACUGCCCACCGUCCCGGUUGGCCAUAGGGGACACUGCCAGCCUGGUUCACAGUGCCAGGCCUGACACAUGCCUGAAAUACCCAAGAACCGGCGGUGCCCAAGAAAGGGUGGAAAAGUGAGUGAACCAGGCACAGGCUGGGUGGGUCAACCCGGCUGGACAGCCAGGCUGGGCCCUACGGUCCCCACAGGGCCCAGGGCAGAAAAGGGGCAGAGCCUCCCCCUCAUUAUGGCCUGAAGAGAGGGAACCAGCCCAAAAUAGCCACAGCUUCCCAAAGGCCCAGCUGUGGGGCGUCUUAGUCCAUUUUGUGCUGCUGUAACAGAAUACCACACACUGAUUUAUAAAGAAUAGAAGUGUAUUUGGCUCAUGGUUCGGGAGGCUGGGAAGUCCAAGGCUGAGGGGCUGCAUCUGGUGAGGGCCUCCUUGCUCCCUGUUGCCUUCUGCAUCACGUGCAAGGGAGCACAUGCCUGAGAGGGCGGGAGGUGACCACACUCACCCUUUUGUCAGGAACCACCCCCGAUACCUGCAUUAAUCCAUUCAUGAGGGGAGAGCCCUCAUGGCCUAUUGCCUUUUUAUUUUAUUUUAUUUUAUUUUAUUUUAUUUUAUUUUAUUUUAUUUUGAGAUAGAAUUUAACUCUUGUUGCCCAGGCUGGAGUGUAAUGGCACGAUCUCAGCUCACUGCAACCUCUGCCUCCUGGGUUCAAGCGAUUCUCCUGCCUCAGCCUCCUUAGUAGCUGGGAUUCCAGGCACCUGCCACCACGCCUGGCUAAUUUUAUACUUUUAGUAGAGACAGGGUUUCUCCAUGUUGGUCAGGCUGAUCUCAAACUCCCAACCUCAGGUGAUCCUCCCACCUUGACCUCCCAAAGUGCUGGGAUUACAGGCAUGAGCCACCAUGCCCGGCCUCACCUUUUUUUUUUUUUUUUUUUUUGAGACAGAGUCUGGCUCUGUUACCCAGGCUGGAAUGCAGUGGCAAGAUCUCGACUCACUGGAACCUCCACCUCCUGGUUCAAGCGAUUCUCCUGCCUCAGCCUCCCAAGUAGCUGGGAUUACAGGCACUUGCCACCACGCCCAGCUAAUUUUAAAAAUAUUUUUAGUAGAAAUGGGUUUCACCAUUUGGCCAGGCUGGUCUCAAACUCCUGACCUCAAGUGAUCCAUGCGCCUUGGCCUCCCAAAGUGCUAGGAUUACAGGUGUGAGCCACCACAGCCACUCUGAUCACCUCUUAAAGGUUCCACCUCUCAAAAUUGUUGCAUUGGGGAUUCAGUUUCCAACACAUGAACUUCAGGGGACUCAUUCAAGCCGUAGAUGGAGUUUCUAGAUCGUGAGACAUGGGCACCCACAGAGGCCUAUCUGUCAGCCAGGGGAGCUCCAGAUGACCCCCACAACAUACCAGCUUCAGCCACAUCUGUUUCAGACACUGAGUCUGUAUGCUUUCACUGGGAAAAACAAUGUUUUGCUGCUAGAAAUUUGAAAGGAGCCAGGCACAGUGGCUCACACCUGUAAUCUCAGCACUUUAGGAGGCUGAGGCGGGAGGAUCACUUGAGCUCAGGAGUUCAAGACCAGCUUGGGCAAAAAACUGAGACACUGUCUCUACAAAAAGUCAAAAAAUUAGCCAGUUGUGGCCUGUGCCUGUGGUCCCAGCUACAUGGGAGGCUGAGGCAGGAGGAUCAUUUGAGCCCAAAAGUUCAAGGCUGCAAUGAACCAUGUUUGUACCAUGUUUGUACCACUGCACUCCAGCCUGGGCAACAGAGGGAGACACUGUCUCAAAAAAGAAAAAAGAAAAAAAGGGAAGGUGUGGGUCUAGCUUAGUUCUUGGCCUAUGGAUCCUGACAGCCCAUGCAGAGAGCUGGGGCAUGUGGGGAGGUCGAGGCACCCAGCCCUCCUUGCCUUUGGCCACCCCAUCAGAGUGAGGUACUGGGCCCAGUGUACCCCCCGGGUGACUUAGUAAAGUCACCCUUUCCUCCCCCCUUUUUCCUUGACCACAGCAGCUGUCCAUUAGGGCCCCUGUGCUCGAAAGGCAGAUUUUAUUUAUUUAUUUAUUUAUUUUGAGACAGAGUCCCGCUCUGUCACCCAGGUUGGAAUGCAGUGGUGCCAUCUCAGCUCACUGCAACCUCCAUCUCCCAGAUUCAAGCAAUUGUCCUGCCUCAGCCUCCCGAGUAGCUGGGACUACAGGUGCCUGCCACCACAUCCGGCUAAUUUUUGUUUUUUUAGUAGAGAUGGGUUUUCUCCAUGUUGGCCAGGCUGGUCUCGAACUCCUGACCUCAGGUGAUCCACCCACCGUGGCCUCCCAGAGUGCUAGGAUUACAGGCGUGAGCCACUGCACUGGCCUCCAAAGGCAGAUUUUGAACCUAUCAGCUGCUGAGCCCUGGUUUCCAACCUAAAGACCUGGUCACCAGUAGGACAGAUGGCCCAUGCCUUCCAGUGGCUGGUGUCAUAGUUCAGCCUACCAUGGAGCCCAGUCCUGGUCUGCAUGAACCACCCCCUACCCCAGAUUCUGGCAGCUCUUCGGGCACCUAGACCCUGGCACCAGCCACCACCACCAGGGAAGCCCUGGCCUUGCCCGGCCUGGCCUCUCUUACUUGCCUUGAGGUGGUAGAGGUCUUGGAACCUGGGCCCUGGUGGGACCUUAGGAAAAAAAAGCCUUCACUGAUGCUCCUGCACGGUGCCCCAGCCUGCAGGACCAGAGCCUCCCACGGCUUCCCGGGCCAGGCAGGGCCAGGACUUACAGGCAGUGUAAUGGCAGCAGUAUGCUGUCAACCGCCACACUCCUCCCCAAUUCAUUGGCUCAUUUCCUCCUGGGACCACCCUUGCUAUGGAUGAGUAGACCAAGGCCCUGAGAGGGGAAGGAACUUGUUCUUUUUUUUUGAGACGGAGUCUCGCCCUGUCGCCCAGGCUGGAGUGCAGUAGCGCAAUCUUAGCUCACUGCAACCUCUGCCUCCCAAGUUCAAGUGCUUCUCCUGCCUCAGCCUCCCAAGUAGCUGGGACUACAGGCGCCCGCCACCAUGCCCAGCUAAUUUUUUUGUAUUUUUACUAGAGACGGGGUUUCACCAUGUUGGCCAGGAUGGUCUCGAACUCCUGACCUCAGGCAAUGCGUCCACCUCGGCCUCCCAAAGUGCUGGGAUUAUAGGCGUGAGCCACUGCGCCCAGCCAGAACUUGUUCUUAAUUAGCAGUGUUGACCCCUAGGCCAGAAGCACCAGGACCCCUCCUCACAGCCCCAGCCAGCGAGACUUGAACCCCACCUGUGACUACAGAGCCUUCAGAUUGAACCCCCUCCCCAUGAACUGCCUUCCCUCCCGAGGUGGAGAGAGCCUGUCUCCAGGCCAUUUUUGGGGAAGUGGAGGGGGCUUGCAGAUGACAGGGGCUCCAGCUGGGCUGGAAAGGACCAGCUGGCCCUCUAAGCUGGCUUCCUUAGCUGCUCCAUGGGGCUGAGGCAUGCCAAGGUCAGCACAGCUACCUCCCUCUCCCACCUGCCCUGGGGACCUGGCAGUCCCCAGUCCCUCUCUCCUGCUGGAACUGUGACCUCCCACAGGCUUCAGAUGGCACCAAACCCGGGUAUGGUCAGCACACGAGCUGGCCAGCCAUACGCCUCCCCAGCCACCUCCUGGGAAGACCCAGCCCAGGGGAACAGCUGCCGUGAAAUUGGCAGGCAAGGGUAGAGUAAGAUUUUCUCGAGGGCUUCAGGCCCCGCCCUCCUUGGGCCAGCCAGCAUCUCUGUGCACCUGCUCAGCCCCCUCUUGUGCUGGCCAGGCACUUCCAGGGUACGAGGCUCUCAGCCAGCCCUGUGGCUAAUGAGAGGGGCCAGGAGAGGCCACGGUUCAAACCCCAAACAGAGAGACCAGACUACAAGCAGCAACCCUGAAGUGGGCAGGAAAAGGGGAAGCCCUGAAGUUCUAGUCCUCCAGGGAGGACUGCGUGAUCUGGAACAGUCUAACUGCCUGGCAUGGACAGUUAGGUGCACCACAGUGCCUCACACCCUGCAGCAAGGGGAUCGGGGGUAUGUGAUGGUGCAAGACUUUCAAAAGCAGGCAGCAAAACAACAUAUGUAAACCAUGUUACAAGCUUUAUUAAAUCUAUGCUCCAAAGGCCAGGUGCAGUGGCUCACACCUGUAAUCCCAGCACUUUGGGAGGCCGAGGUGGGCGGAUCACCUGAGGUUGGGAGUUCAAGACCAGCCUGACCAACAUGGAGAAACUCCAUCUCUACUAAAAAUAGAAAAAUUAGCCGGGCGUGGUAGCACACACUUGUAAUCCCAGCUACUCAGGAGGCUGAGGCAGGAGAAUCGCUUGAACCCGGGAAGCGGAGGUUGUGGUGAGCCGAGAUCACACCACUGCACUCCAACCUGGGCAACGAGAGCGAAACUCUGUCUUAAAAAAAAAAAAAAAAGAUAUGCGCUGUAGAUGGAUGGAAGGGUCUGGAAUAAUGGCUACCUCUGAGGGUCAGGAUUACAGGUGAUUUAAACUCUAACUUUUGUUUUCUGUUUUGUAAAUGUUCUGCAGUGAAUAGCAUCUUCUGUGUCUUUUUUUUUUUUAAUUUUUUUCCAUUUCUGCCAAGAGCUGACCAUUCUGAUAAACACUGAAAAGUUUUCUAGGAAAGCUCCCAGCAUCCAGCUGCACUGAAUUGUCAUUGAGUCAUAACCCCCCACCUUUAUCCAGCCCUCCUGGUGGGCCAGGCGUUUUGGAGAACCAACUCAAUUGUUUGCUGAGACUUCCCUGCUUUAGCACUGAAUGUCUUGUGUCCUAGGAAACCCCUCUGUCCCAGCGAAACCUUGUCACCCUGCAGUCAGCCUGCAGGCAUGGUGCCAGGCCCCCUCUGGGAGGUGGGUGUCCCUGAGCUUCAUCUCACAGGUGAGGAAAGUUAGGUGGUUUGCCUAAGGUCACAAAGCUGGGAGGCUCCAGGGCUGGAAUUCACAGCCGGGUCUCUGGCUGUGAUGUCUGUGAGCUUUGCCACCACACUACACUGUGGGUGUUGUCUUCACUGUCCCGGAAGCAGGGCUUGCAGGGGCUGUGACCUCACUGGGGUCCCCAAGUUCACCUGAGGUGGGGAAGCACAGGGGGCAGGGGGCACGGGCUCCCUGCUGAUUCUGCACCUGCCCUGGGGGUGCUGUCUGGCCUGCCAAUGCCACCCCCACCCCCAGGUCAGAGGGUGUGAGCUCCAAGGGCCUUUCUAAGGGUGGGGAGGGUUGACCCGGAACCCCCACAUUGGCUGUCUGGGUGCCACUCCGAUCAGCUGGGUGAAACUGGGGUCCUAGCAUGGUGCCUUCCUCUCAUAGCACAGAAAGGCAGAGCAGCCCCCCAAGGCCAUGCAGCAGGGUGUGGCAGAGACACGAUGGAGAUCCAGGUCUCCCCUGUAUUUCCAAAAUAGGGAAAGAAAGGCCAGGUGCAGUGGCUCACGCCUGGAAUCCCAGCACUUUUUGGGAGGCGGAGGUGGGCAGAUCCUUUGAGGUCAGGAGUUCGAGACCAGCCUGGCCAACAUGGUGAAACCCCGUCUCUACUAAAAAUACAAAAAAUAGCCGGGCGUGUUGGCAGGUACCUGUUGUCCUGGCUACUCGGGAGGCUGAGGCAGGAGAAUCACUUGAACCCGGGAGGCGGAGAUUGCAGUGAGCCAAGAUCAUGCUGCAACACUCCAGCCUGGGUGACAGAGUGAGACUCUGUCUCAAAAAAAUAAAGAAAAAGAAAAGGAAGGAAAGAGCCCACCUCGCUGGUUAUGAGCCUCAGGCCAGUAACUCAACUACAUUUGGAGACUGUGGCUCUGUUUCUAGCCCCGGGGGAAGAAACCUAUGAUCAAACAGGCACGGCCCCUGCCUCCACGAAGUGAUGACUUCAUGCCGCAGGCAGCGAACCCUCACCUCCCAGCAGAUGCCUCAGUGACUGCGGGGGAAAAGCCACCAAACAGAAGGCCAGGUGUUGAGACUGAACCAUUCAGGGCCUGAGCUGUCUGGAAGGCUGGGGCAGGUCCCUGAGGUGGUGGGUUGGGAAAGAGUGGAACAUUCGAGAAAGCAAGAGCAUCAGGUAUGAGUGCUCUGAGCUCCAGGGGUUCAUCUUGUCCUCUGUAAAGUGGGGAUGACACAGUGCAGUUGCUGGGGAAAACAGUGGGGUUCCUCAAAGAGUCACACACAGAGUUACUGUCAUUACCAACCAGCGACUCCACUCCUAGGGAUCUACCAAAAGAACUGAAAACAGGCACUCAGCAAACACUUGCACACACGUGCAUAGCAGCGUGAGUCACAGCAGCCGAAGGGCUCAAACAACUCGAUAGCCAUCAAUAAAUGAAUGGAUAAACAAAUUGUGGCCGGGCACGGUGGUUCACGCCUGGAAUCCCAGCACUUUGGGAGGCUGAGGUAGGAAGAUAGCUUGAAGCCAGGAGUUUGAGACCAUCUUGGGCGGCAAAGUGGGAUGCCUAUUUGUAAAAAAAAAAAAAAAAAAUUUUUUUAAAUUAGCUGGGCCUGGUGGCACACUUGUAGUCUCGGUGGCUCAGGAGACUGAGGGAGGAGGAUCUCUUGAGCCCAGGAAUUCAAAGUUACAGUGAGUUCUGAUUGCACCACUACACUCCAGCCUGGGCAACAGAAAGAGACACCAUCUCUGUCUGUCUGUCUCUCUCUCUUUUUAAGACAGGGUCUCACUCUGUCACCUUAGCCUCCCGCGUAGCUGGGAUGAGAGCGUGCACCACCACACUCAGCUAAUUUUUGUAUUUUUUUGUAGAGAUGGGGUUUUGCCAUGUUGCCCAUGCUGGUCUCAAACUCCUGGGCUUAAGCAAUCCUCCCACCUCAGCCUUCUGAGUAGCUGGAACUACAGGGGUGUGCCAUCACACAUGUC